GUUUCCUAAUUCUGUCCACAAAAACCAUCUCCCUCAAAUCCACACCGAAACCCUCCCAAAACCCUCACUCAUCCCAAUCUCGCAUGACGAAUUUCAGUUCUCGAUAGACCCAAACUGGGUUGCAGCAAUGGCCUCGGCCGGAGCAUUUCCGCUUCCAAACUUGCAAAGCAAGCAUCGUGAUUUAUCAUUUCGGUUUUUUUUCUCGGACUUCCUGGUUCAGCUUGGUCCUCCGAAGCCAUCUCCUUCGAAAUGCCCAUGCAGGGACUGGAAGUUCUCAGUCCGCACGAACGCCGUCUACACGGAGGCGUCCCGUGGCCCUGCGGUGGCACCUUGGAAGGAGAAGGGUAACUCGUCUUCCGAUCUUGACGACAUCUCCAUAUUAAACGAGAGAAUACGAAAAGAACUCGGUAAGAGACAGGGUUUGAGGGCAGGGAAUAAAGCAGUAAACUCCACCGAGGUGGAGAAGUAUAUCAAUACAGUGAAGCAGCAGCAGCAACUUGGGCUUCAGAAGCUCAAGGGAGACAACAAGGACAAGGGUGGGAUUGGCUAUAAGGUGGAUCCUUACACGCUUGAAUCGGGAGAUUAUGUUGUGCAUAAGAAGGUGGGUAUUGGGAGAUUUGUAGCGAUCAAGUAUGAUGUGUCCAAGAGUUCCUCGGAUCCCACGGAGUAUGUCUUCAUCGAGUAUGCGGAUGGGAUGGCAAAGCUUCCUGUCAAGCAGGCGGCCAGGAUGCUUUACCGCUAUAAUCUUCCAAGUGAAACCAGAAGACCACGGGCAUUGAGCAAAUUGAAUGACACUAGUGCAUGGGAGAGAAGAAGGGUAAAGGGAAAGGUUGCUGUGCAGAAAAUGGUUGUUGACUUGAUGGAACUCUAUCUACACAGGUUGAAGCAGAAGAGGCUCUCAUAUCGAAGAACUCCUGCCAUGGCUGAAUUUGUAUCUCAGUUUCCUUAUGAUCCCACACAAGAUCAGAAACAGGCCUUUAUUGAUGUUGAGAAAGACUUGACAGAAAGAGAAACUCCAAUGGACAGGCUUAUUUGUGGAGAUGUCGGUUUUGGUAAAACUGAAGUUGCCCUGCGUGCCAUCUUUAUUGUUGUUUCUGCUGGGAAACAAGCAAUGGUUUUGGCGCCAACUAUUGUUCUCGCCAAACAACACUUUGAUGUCAUUUCGGAGCGCUUCUGUAGCUAUCCUCAUAUCAGCAUUGGCCUGUUAUGUAGGUUUCAGAAGAAGUCAGAGAAAGAGGAGCAUCUUUCAUCAAUCAAGAAUGGGGAUUUGGACAUAAUUGUUGGAACUCAUGCACUUCUUGGCAAUCGGGUGGUUUACAACAAUCUUGGCCUUCUUAUUGUUGAUGAAGAACAGAGGUUUGGCGUAAAACAGAAAGAGAAGAUAGCAUCAAUGAAAACAUCAGUUGAUGUUCUCACUCUUUCUGCCACUCCUAUUCCACGCACGCUUUACUUGGCUUUGACUGGGUUCCGUGAUGCUAGCUUAAUUUCAACACCACCCCCAGAAAGAGUUCCUAUAAAGACUCAUCUAUCAGCCUAUAGUAAAGAGAAGGUUCUAUCUGCAAUCAAAUUUGAGUUAGACCGUGGUGGUCAAGUUUUCUAUGUUCUGCCUCGAAUUAAAGACCUAGAAGAGGUAAUGGAAUUUCUUGAGCAAUCAUUUUCACAUGUUGCGAUUGCUAUUGCUCAUGGGAAGCAAUACUCAAAGCAACUAGAAGAAACAAUGAAAAUGUUCUCUCUUGGGGACAUCAAGAUCCUUAUCUGUACAAACAUAGUUGAAAAUGGGCUGAAUAUCCAAAAUGCUAAUACCAUAAUAAUUCAGGAAGUCCAACAGUUUGGGUUGGCUCAGUUGUACCAGUUGCGAGGAAGAGUUGGCCGAGCAGAUAAAGAGGCUUAUGCAUACUUAUUUUAUCCUGACAAAUCAUUGCUAUCAGAGCAAGCUCUGGAGAGGCUUGCUGCUAUUGAGGAGUACCGGGAUCUUGGUCAAGGCUUCCAGCUAGCUGAGAGGGACAUGGGAAUAAGAGGAUUUGGGAGCAUUUUUGGCGAACAGCAGAGCGGUGAUAUUGGCAAUGUUGGAGUAGAUCUUUUCUUUGAGAUGCUAUUUGAGAGCUUAUCAAAGGUUGAUGAACACCGUGUUAUAUCAGUUUCUUACAAGGAUGCACAGUUCGAUGUAAAUAUUACUCCCCGCCUUUCUUCGGAAUAUAUAAGCAAUAUUAACAACCCUGUGGAAUUAAUUAAUGAAGCUGAGAGAGCAGCUGAAAGUGACAUUUGGAGCCUGAUGCAAUUCACUGAGCAGUUGCGACGGCAAUAUGGAAAAGAACCUCAUUCAAUGGAGAUACUUUUAAAAAAACUCUAUGUAAGGCGCAUGGCAGCAGAUCUUGGUAUAAGACGGAUAUAUGCAUCUGGAAAGAAAGUUGUUAUGACAACCAACAUGAGUAAGAAGGUUUUUAAGCUUAUGACUGAGGCCAUGACAUCUGACAUACAUCGGAAUUCCCUUACUUAUACUGGAGCAGAAAUCAAGGCUGAACUUCUACUAGAGUUGCCAGAUGAGCAACUUCUCAACUGGAUUUUUCAAUGCUUGGCAGAACUAUAUGCUUCUUUGCCAGCUCUUGUGAAAUACUAGAGCGAUUACAAGCAAUUCUUUCCACCUGUCCUCUCAGAUGGUACUAUCAUAUAUAUCUCUAUUUUAUCGCAAUGACAAGCACCAAAUAGUUUGGUUUUGCCUCCAAUCUUUUCUUAUGGGGAAGCAAGUUAUUACACUACACCAAAACCAUACCAGAAGAUCUCGAUGUACUGGUUUUUACUAAGGUCAUUAUUAUGAUUUAGAUAUCCUGGGCAGGAAAAUUACAAAGCACAAAUGACUUCCACAGCACUUGAAUGGUUCAAUGACAGAAGGUGAUCUGCUUGCCAUACAAUAAUUUUUCUGUAUUUAGGUACUCAAAGCUUUCCUUCUACAUGCAUAGUAUUUUAAUUUUACAGUAUUCUUGUAGUAAUUUCUCCUUUAAAAUUAAAUCUUAAUUUGUUAUCAAAAUGUUGAAGUUGAUGGCCUUUAUUUUUGGGCCAAGGAAAUUGUCAUUGCAUUCUAA
Molecule: messenger RNA, 3080 nt
Organism: Dendrobium catenatum
Lineage: Eukaryota; Viridiplantae; Streptophyta; Magnoliopsida; Asparagales; Orchidaceae
Product: ATP-dependent DNA helicase At3g02060, chloroplastic
Exons: 14
Coding region: 128-2617 (829 amino acids)
Biological process (GO): DNA repair
Molecular function (GO): nucleic acid binding; ATP binding
Source: RefSeq, a predicted model, not a curated record